Molecule: messenger RNA, 898 nt
Organism: Darwinula stevensoni
Lineage: Eukaryota; Metazoa; Arthropoda; Ostracoda; Podocopida; Darwinulidae
Source: the annotation of a GenBank genome assembly
GGUUUUUAGCACAAGUAUUCUUACUUAAAAAGAUUAGAGCUAUAUUUUUUCUUGAUCCACAAGAGACAAACAGUCCCGAGACGGAAACGGUUCUGCCUAACUUCAUUCAUUGUUAACGUGCUAAUGGAUGUAUUGUAGAAUCAAUCUAAUCCUCUAACGAUGAUAUUACAGCUCCUGACCUGGUCCAACUCCUUAUUGAAAAUGGAUGGCUGCACAGAGAGAGGGCGUGCCCCAAGUGCGGGGAACAUAUGAUAAGUAUGAAUGCUUCCAAAAUAAGUGACGGGGUCGCGUUCAGAUGCCGAAGGACCUCCUCCUCCACCAGGACGAGUGGAUCAAAGAAGAGACAGAAGAAAACCAGAUGCGAUGAGUUUGUAUCGGUAUGCAUUGAGGAAUGCAUUUGGAAAGGGGAGAGGACCGGUGGAGAGGGGAAAAUCGUGGUGUUGGACGAAAGUUCGGCCGCAGGAAGUACCACCGAGGCCACCACGUCGAGGGUCUAUGGGGUUUUGGCGGCGUGGAGCGAGGAACAGGAAGGUGUUUCCACGUUCCCGUCAAGGAGAGGAAUUCAGAGACGCUGUUCCGCCUCAUUCGAAUCUGGGUUUGUCCUGGGACAUUGAUCAUGACUGAUUGUUGGGCUGCAUAUGACAUCUCAAAAUCCCAGCCUUUCAAACACCUGACGGUGAACCACAAACUAGAGUUCGUCAAUCAGAGCACUGAUCCACCAACCCAUACGAACACUAUUGAAGGUAUGUGGCGGCACGCCAAGGACAGUGAAAACCCCAAGGAAGACACCGAGGAUGACAGCAGCUCCACUGAUCUGAUUCAACCAUUUCCAAAGUGGGAUUCAUCCAUGGAGGGCUGUUUAAAUGGAAUACCGUGGCCUGCCGCUUCACUUCUAUAA